UUCAGUGAAAUGUGACGAAUGAAACAUCAAUCUGAGAAAAGUUAUAAAUUAAUUAUGAAUUUUAAAUGAAUAUUAAUAAUCAUUAAGACUAUUUGUUAUAAUAUUCAUUUAUUAUUGACGUAAAAAUUUUGUUAAAUUUAUUUGGGAAGUGUUGUGUUGUUUAAAUAUGGAUUUAUUUUUUUUGUCGAUUUUGAUAAGUUUCAUUAAUAUGUUGUUAAUUAAAUAUUUUCCAAAGAUGAUAUCAAAAAUAUUGGAUCGUAAUAAUAAAAACAGAGAUUUAAUCGCAGAAAUUACUUUUUUAAAAAAACAGCAAGCUGAAGUCUCUAUUUAUCAUGAGUUUGCAAAACAUGCAAAAUUACAAAGACAAAUUAAUAAACUUACUGAAAAUCUAAAAAAUAAUGUGAGAGAUAAUGCAGCUAACAAUUUGAAAAUCAAGUUCAUAUGUAAAAUAUUAUUCUAUGUUAUAUCUAUAGUUAUAAAUCUUAUAUUCAUUCGUUUUAACUAUAAACAGGCAGUAUUGAGAGAGUUACCAUUAAAUUUGUUUUCUCCUUUAUCUUGGAUUGUAAGGUGGCCUUUACAAGAAGUAGGCACCAUGAGUUUCCUUUUUUGGUUCAGUGUAACUAAUUGUGUUGCAAGAGUUACUACAAAUAGUAUUUUGUUUUAAUUUAAGGAGAUAACUUUUACUCUUUGUAUUCUGUUUUAGGACAAUUACCUAAAUGUGUGUACAAAACUUUACUUCUCUGUAUAAAUAUACUAUAAGACACUAAAAUUAUUGUGAUAGAAAAUUCUAAUACUUUUGUUAAGUAUCUAAAUAUUACUAAUUAAAAAGUAUUAAAGACAAUUUAAUAUGUUAAUACAUUUUUUUUUUUUAAUGUUUUGUUAAAAAAUGUUAUUCUUAGUAAAUUUUGUUGAAUGAAGUUAAUUA
Molecule: messenger RNA, 925 nt
Organism: Daktulosphaira vitifoliae (grape phylloxera)
Lineage: Eukaryota; Metazoa; Arthropoda; Insecta; Hemiptera; Phylloxeridae
Product: guided entry of tail-anchored proteins factor 1-like
Exons: 4
Coding region: 167-664 (165 amino acids)
Biological process (GO): tail-anchored membrane protein insertion into ER membrane
Source: RefSeq, a predicted model, not a curated record